Molecule: messenger RNA, 1688 nt
Organism: Cylas formicarius (sweet potato weevil)
Lineage: Eukaryota; Metazoa; Arthropoda; Insecta; Coleoptera; Brentidae
Exons: 2
Coding region: 223-1311 (362 amino acids)
Source: RefSeq, a predicted model, not a curated record
CAAUUACCUAAUAAGUAUGUUCUUGUGAGCUUGGAUGUCGUCUCUUUAUUUAGUAAUAUUCCAUAUAAUUUGGUAGAAAAAAGUAUAAAAAAACAUUGGAACAGAAUUAGAAACCACACUGAUUUGUCACAAAUUAGUUUCCUAAAGAUACUUCAGUUUGUAUUUGAUACAACGUAUUUUAGAUUUAACAAUGAAUUUUACAAACAAAAAUUAGGUACACCGAUGGGUGCCAUCAUUUCUCCAAUAUUAGCUCAAUACGUUAUGGAUGACCUACUUGAGGUGUGCGUAGAUAAGCUGUCGUUUCAGUUACCAUUUCUGAAAAAAUAUGUGGAUGAUAUAAUUACUUCCAUACCUGAAAGUUGCGUGAGGGAAACUCUCACAGUGUUUAACAGCUAUGAUGCACACAUACAAUUUACAGUAGAGGAGGAAAUUGAUAAAAGCGUACCAUUUCUGGACACUAAAGUGAUCCGGAACAACGAUAACAAAAUUAUAUUAGAUUGGUACAUAAAACCGACCAGUUCGGGGAGAUAUAUGAAUUUCCACUCUUACCAUACAACGAAAACAAAAAUAAAUUUGGUCAUAGCAUUAAAGACACGAAUAGAGAGGAUUUCUCACCCAUCACUAAGACAAAAAAAUCUUAAUAAGCUUUACGACAUGCUGAUUAACAACUCAUACCCAAGUAGGUUAACUAAAAAAUUGUUAUAUAGCACGACCCCACUAAGAGCUCCAAACCCGCGGAACACGGUCGUCCACUCAGAUAGCCCAGAAAUGGACGAUCUGAGAUGUUUUUAUUUUUCAUUGCCAUACAUUAAAGAAUUAACGACCACACUCACAAAAAUUCUGAGAGCACAAACAAAUAUUAAGAUAGCAUAUAAACAAACAAAAACAUUGGGGAGUGUCUUUAGCAAACUAAAAGAUAAGGAUGAGGUACAAAAGAAUUCAGAAGUAAUUUAUAGCAUCCCCUGUAAUCAGUGUGAUCAGGUAUACAUAGGACAGACAUCGCGAGUACUUAAGGAUAGAAUUACGUCACACAAGAGUGAUUGCAGACUCAAUAAGAACACCUGUUCAUUAGCAACACACUCUAACCAAAUGGAUCACGAUGUUAACUUUGUUGAAACAAAAAUUCUCCAUAAAGAAAGCAACUACAACAAAAGAGCAAUUUUGGAAAUGGUGGAGAUCUUCUUGGAACCGAAAUCGGUCAAUAAAAGAUCUGACAUUGAUGGCCUCAGUGUGAUCUACUCUAAUGUCUUAACUUUACAACCAACCGUCAAUCGAAUUGCGUUUGCUGAUAAUAGUGUCGUCACAAUGUAAUUAUAAUUUAGAAAAAUAGUCCCAAGCCUCUAUACAUUAGGUGCCUUGUAAACAAAAAGGAGGUAACAAAAGGAAAAAAAGAAGGGAAAAAAAACUGGACGGCUGGCGGUAGUCAUAUUAAUAAAACCUUUCCAUCAUUUGCGUUUUGCGUUUGAAGUAAAAUUCGUUUAAAUAAAAUGUAACAACAAUUUCGUCUAGAUGGCUGCCCUCGGUUAUAAUAAUUAACGGUCGUAUUUGAUUCUUUCUGUUAUCCGGAUGAGUUUGGUGUUGGCCUAUAAUGGCACUGUAGCACCCCUGAAGAAGAAAAUAAACAUUUUCGAAAGCUUGGUGUAGCACAAAAGCCUUUUAUUUGAGCCCUCAUCAGGACCGAUACCCCA